This is a messenger RNA of Scylla paramamosain (green mud crab), 3296 nucleotides long. RefSeq names its product WD and tetratricopeptide repeats protein 1-like. Lineage: Eukaryota; Metazoa; Arthropoda; Malacostraca; Decapoda; Portunidae. The transcript is spliced from 16 exons. Gene Ontology annotation, biological process: negative regulation of fatty acid biosynthetic process. Gene Ontology annotation, cellular component: Cul4-RING E3 ubiquitin ligase complex; cytoplasm. The record is from RefSeq and is a predicted model, not a curated record. The coding region runs from base 200 to 2488 and encodes 762 amino acids. Gene Ontology annotation, molecular function: protein binding.
UGGCGGUGGCGGUGUUGGAGCGACCUGGUACAAGAAGUGUCUGUGUCCUCGGUAUUAACUGAGUGGUGCAUGUAGCGCAAGGAUUGCAGGGGUGAAACCACAUACUAUAGAGAUUUACUUGUUGCAUAACGUAUGAUCUGUGUUGAGAAUAUUAGCACCACUAAGCCUGCACCGCUGGGGACAUGAAGGCGCUGCCACCAUGGGAGCACCACUCGCGCCUCUGCUGCUUCCUGACAGGAAAAGUCUCCACUCCCCUGCAAAGAUGAGAAAUACAUCAUCUCUCUCACAGGUGGAAAGCCUCAUAUUCAAGAAAUGCUACAAAUGUUUUGGGGAGAAGAAAACUGAGAAAAAUGUUGGUGACAAGGAGUUGAUGCAAUACAAGAUGGAGGUGUCUGCAUUAGAACCCACUGCCACCGGUGCUAAGGAUCACAGCAGCUCAGCAAGUAUGGGCUCCUCCACAUAUCAUCCACUCUUCAGAAAACCAUCUAAGAGACAGGGCUUCUUACAGUUGCAAAGAAGUCGUGAAAUAGAGCAAAUAAGUUGGCAGAGUUUUAAAUGGCAAAAUCAGAUGACACAUGCUCUUGUAUCCCGACUUGGAAUCACUAAGGAGUUGAAAGGUCAUAGAGGAUGUGUGAAUUGUAUUGAGUUUAACACAGAAGGAAGUUUGCUGCUAUCAGGUUCAGAUGACUAUAAUAUCAUAUUGUGGGAUGUCUACAAGCAAAAGCGUCUCAAAAUAUUAUCAACCGGACAUAGAGGCAACAUUUUUUCCGUUAAAUUUCAGCCUCAAAGUGGAGACAGAGUGGCUAUAUCAGGAGCUGGGGAUGGUCAUAUAGAAGUAAGGGAACUGGAGACAGAAGAUGUUACUCACAUAUGCACGUGUCAUGAAAAGAGAGUGAAAAGGAUUGCCACAGUUCCAACUCAGCCAAACAAUUUUUAUUCUGCAUCUGAAGAUGGCACUGUGAUGUUGUAUGACAUGCGGGCUCCACACACAUGCAAUUCUCAAGCCAGCAACUUCCUCAUAGAUCUACGGCAGCAUGCAGGAAGUACAGUAGAGUGCCGCUGCAUUACUAUUCACCCAUCUCGUCCAGAAUUGAUUGCCAUAGGAGUUAAUGAUCCAUUUAUCAGGAUAUAUGACAGAAGAAUGAUUAAAGUCAAUAGUGUACAGUAUUUUUCUGGAGGAUCAGGUCAUCUGGAGAGAAAUAAUUACAGUGUCAGCCACACUACUGGUUCCUCAGAUAAUCUCCCACCAGGUUGUGUUCAGUAUCUAGUGCCAGGGCACUUGCCGGAUAGGCUGCGAGAAUUCCACCGCCAAGGAAGGAGUCUCUCAACCACAUACCUGACAUACAGUGCAGAUGGCACACAGCUCUUGGCUAACCUUGGAGGAGAACAUAUCUACCUCUUCCACAUGGCAAACCCCCAAUACCCCAGACACUAUGCAGCCCCAAGUGCCACAAAGCUACACUCUAAAGAGUGUGAUGCAGUGUCCAAUGGUAUGUGUAAAUCAGUAAGUGCCAAUACAAAUGGCAUAUCUAGUCACCUUACUGAAGGAGGAGACAGAAUGUCAGUGUAUUUCUACCCACCAGUGCCUCCUCUGACUCCAAGAGCAGAAUCUCUCAAGGCCAGAGCUAAUCAAGCAUUUGCUGCUGAAAAAUAUAUUACGGGUUUACAAUUAUACAAUCAAGCUGCAGAAAUUAGUCCUAAUUCAGCUGUCCUCUACAGCAAUAGAGCUGCAGCACUUAUGAAAAGAAAAUGGGAUGGUGAUAUCUAUGCUGCAUUGAGGGACUGCUUCACUGCACUUGAUAUUGACCCACACCAUGUUAAAGCUCAUUUUAGGUUAGCUAGGUGUUUACACCAGCUGGGACGAGAAGAUGAGGCACAGGUCUGUCUAGAUGACUUCAUGAAGCAACAUCCAGACCACAUCUCCUCCCCAGCUUGCACCACUCUUGCCAAUGACAUAGCAAAAGCAAUCAUCAGCAAGCAAAGAGAAGGCCCAGAUAUCGAUGGUGAUAAUGAUAUUCCAUUUCCAACCCCAAGUGCACAAGAACAGAAAUGGCGUUCACAAGCAUCAGACUACCACAAGUAUUACUGUGGGCACUGCAACACGCUCACAGAUAUUAAGGAGGCUAUAUUCCUUGGCAGUGAUGGAAAAUUCAUUGCUGCUGGGUCUGAUGAUGGAAAUCUGUUUGUGUGGGACAGUCACACCACCAAUCUGAUACGUGUUUUGCCUGGUGACGAGUCAAUAGUGAACUGUGUCCAAGCCCAUCCCCACACCUGUCUGCUGGCAACAAGUGGAAUAGAAUCUGUUGUUAAGCUCUGGGCUCCCCUGCCACAGAAUGAUAAAACUAAAGAAGCACCUGUGGACAUGGAAGAGAUUGCCCAAGCAAACCAGCAGCGGAUGUGUAUCGAUCACAAUGAAGUGAUUUUCAUGCAACCACUCUCUCCCAGCUACAUUGAGUGGCUUAACCAUGAUAACCUGCCCUUGAACUGAUAAUACCAGAUGUGCUUCACACACUGAAGAAGAUAAUGCACCCAGCCCAGGGUGCCACUCAUGACCAGUGUCCAGUACAAGGUGGCCAGCCUUGUGCUUAAAGUCCUGUUAUGAAAAUUCCAGUGCAGAUCAACAGAAGAUGCCUUCUCUUGGCUAAAAAUUAUAUAUAUAUAUAUAUAUAUAUAUAUAUAUAUAUAUAUAUAUAUAUAUAUAUAUAUAUAUAUAUAUAUAUAUAUAUAUAUAUAUAUAUAUAUAUAAACUGUUAUCAAAACAGGAUACUUAAAUUUUACUGAAGAACAUUGUAUGAAGUAUUUUCAUUGAAGUUUGAUUUAUCAGUCAUGAAACAAAACACUGAGAUCAGGUCUCAGCUUUACAUUAUAAAUAAAUAUCCUACCAAAAAACUGGACUGUUUAUAAUUUAAAAUUUAUUAGAUGUAGAACUCAUAUAAAGGGUAUCAUUACAUACAUUUGUUUUGAUCUAAUCAAUCAGUUUGGAAUAUAAAUGACAAAUGUUAAUUAUUAUUUUCAACAAUUGCUUAUAAAAAAAGUUGUUUAAUAUUGCAUUUUAUCAUAUGAUUGACUACAAAAAACAGAUGCCUUAGGUUGAUUUGAGGAUCACUUUACAAGAUCAUGUAAACUAACUGCUGUAUUAAAGGACAUGAUUGAAAAAAAAACACACAGUAAUUAUUAAGAAAAUAAAGCAUAUCAUUGUGUUUGCUUCAGCUUGAAAUUAUUUUAGAUUGCUUUGAUGAUGACACAUGUAUUAAAAAAACAUUUUUUAUAUAGGAUUAAAGCAUUCAGAUUGUAAA